Messenger RNA from Pyrus x bretschneideri (Chinese white pear), 2498 nucleotides. RefSeq lists its product as uncharacterized. The record is from RefSeq and is a predicted model, not a curated record. Gene Ontology annotation, molecular function: protein binding. Lineage: Eukaryota; Viridiplantae; Streptophyta; Magnoliopsida; Rosales; Rosaceae. The transcript is spliced from 10 exons. Bases 124 to 2058 code for a protein of 644 amino acids.
AGAGAGAGGGGGAGCGAGAGAGAGAGAGAGAGAGAGAGAGAGUAAAAGAAAGGAGGGAGGAUAGAAUAGAAUAGUAGGUGAAGGGGGCGAGGCGGAGGCAUCAGAAGACAGAAGCGCCGGCCGAUGACGACGAUGGAUAAUCCACCAACCAAAAAGAAGAAAGGUCGUCCUUCUCUCUUGGAUCUCCAGAAACGCGCCCUCCUCCAACAACAGCAGCAGGACCAAACCCCAAACCCUCGCCGUCUAUCCACUCGCCGGAACCCUACUCCUCUCGGUUCAUCCCCGCCGUCCAAUUCCCUCUCCGAUGCCGACGCCGACGACGAGCGCGCAAAGAAGAAGCACAAGCCCCUCCUCGCUUUUAAUCCCAAUUCGGCUCCGACAUUGUCGCCCUUUAAUUCGGGCCCCUUCGGCUCCGAUUCGAACGCGGGUGGUGAGGAUCCGGGGGCCGCUCUCAAGAUCAGCACCUUCCAUCACGGAUCUAAUCAUAUGAGCCAAGAAGAGAUUUUGAAAGCGACGGACAGUAGUAGUAUAUUACAUGGGUCGCAGGUUGAGUCCGGUCCCACGACACCUUUGCCAGACAAAAAGUUGUUGGUGUUCAUCCUUGAUAGGCUUCAAAAAAAGGACACUCGCGGGGUGUUCUCUGAGCCUGUUGAUCCAGAAGAGCUUCCUGAUUAUCACGAAAUCAUUCAAAACCCAAUGGAUUUUGGAACUGUGCGGACAAAACUAGAUCAGGGAGCUUACUCCAGUUUGGAACAGUUUGAGAAAGAUGUGUUCUUGAUAUGUUCAAAUGCAAUGGAGUAUAAUGCACCAGACACUAUUUACUUUCGACAGGCACGAUCUAUACAAGAGCUCGCAAAAAAGGACUUCGAAAAUUUGAGGCAAGUGAACGAAGAUGGUGAUCCGAAACCAAAAAUUGCGAGGAGAGGCAGGCCACCUGGCAAGAGCAUGAAAAAGUCAAUUGAAGGAUCUCCUGUUGAUCGUGUAGGUCCUCAAAUUGUAUCUGAAACUACUCUUGCUUCUGGAGGAGAGAAUUCUAACUUAUCCGGCACAUAUAAUCUAAGACGGCCUGCUCCCCAUAAGUUCAGGUCUUCUGAUGCCUUAAAUAUGGCCCCCCAUGGGUAUCUUAGUGGUGAAACUGGUGCUAGUUGGUUGCCUGGUUGGGAGAAUGAAUUUCCAGCUUCGGUAUUGAGGAGUGAUCUGAAGUAUGGAAAGAAACAUUUUACUGUAGAUGAGAAUAGACGUGACACUUAUACACAAGCUCUGGCUUCAGGCGAUGAACCAUCUAUCUUUUCUGGUUGUGAAGGAGAAUGGAAGCAACUUGUGGCGGUAGGUCUACAAUUUGAGCAUGGAUAUGCAAGGAGUCUAGCUCGAUUUGCUGCAAAUCUUGGACCCAUUGCUUGGAAGGUUGCUUCAAAGAAAAUUGGAAGUGUUUUGCCUAGUGGAAUCAAGUUUGGUCCGGGAUGGAUUGGAGAAAAUGAGACAUCAAGGUUGCCACAGUUUUCAAUCUGUGAGAGGGAACAGAGGGUUCAAAGCAACCCUGCAUCUGAUGACCACUCAGACAGACUUCUACCUCGAAAUACAUUAUGCUCAAAAUCUGUUGUUCCAAAUAGAUUUUCGCUACAAAGUGGUGUUAACGUAGAAAGUAGGAGACAAUUGAGUUCCCAUAAUGAAGCGGCAUCAGUUGACAAUGGUGCGUGUGGGAUAAGACCUGUGCCUCCUUUCCCGGUUCAGCAGAAUUUCACAAAUCACUCUGGGAUGUCAUCUUCAACUGACAAAUCAGUGCCUUCUCAAAUGCUCAGCAAGGCCUCCGAGAGCAACGCCAUCAUCCAUCAAAUGCCUAUCAAGCAUAUUGCUUCAGAGGAAGCCAAAUUGCCAGAAAUUUCAAGUGGAUCGAGAUCUAGCCAUCUGCUUGGUGGGGAAGCAUCCUGGCACGGGUCAUCAUUACACAAUAAACAGGUUUCUUAUUCAUUCCCCUCUGACUUGAACGUCAAACUGGGUGCACCCGGCUCACCUCAAAUCGGUCUGCAACAGCAGCCGGAUUUAGCUUUGCAGCUUUGACUACCGUGAGGGUGCCGGAGGCGCGUAUAUAGACAAAAAGUAGUAGGGAUUAAUGAAUUACAUUAGCACAUCAGGAUUCUUUUCCCCUUUGUUUUAAUCUCCCUUUCGUUCUAAUUAAAAAUUAUUAUGAAGGUCGUUCUCUGAUUGCCGCAAGGAAUCAUUACCAGUUAAAAGUGGUAGGGAAAAGAUUUUGUACAGAUUAAUCAUUUUUAUUUUAAAAUUUUAUUGGUUUAGCAAUUUAAUCCAAUGUGGAUGUACAUUGGUAAUUUAGUAUGGGUUUGUUGAAUUGUGACUCAGAUAUGGAGGAGUACCCUGAUUGUUAGAUCCCGUUAUGUCUACGGGAGAAUUAGACAUCGAGUAUAAGCUUCUGUAUAAGCACUGUUGUUGAAAUUUUAUUUUUUGGGACCGGAAACGGGAAUGAUAAACACACAUUUUCGUCU